Guillardia theta CCMP2712 is the source of this 728-nucleotide messenger RNA. RefSeq lists its product as hypothetical. The transcript is spliced from 12 exons. NCBI's taxonomy places the organism in Eukaryota, Cryptophyceae, Pyrenomonadales, Geminigeraceae. The coding region runs from base 109 to 693 and encodes 194 amino acids. The record is from RefSeq and is a predicted model, not a curated record.
CCGGACGCACGCGGUCAGCGCGGGGAUGUGUCCGAGACAUAUAAGCCGAAAAUGAAGGCGAUCGUGUUGAUGGCAACGAUGACUGCGGUGGCGGCGUUUCAGGGAAACAUGGCGAUGGUGGGGAGGAGAGGCGUUUCAUGCGCAGUCUCACCCGUCAUGUCCGCGGAGGGCACUAGCAAGCAGCUCCGAUCUCCUGCACUUCCUCGCAGACAGAUGUUGACGAGCUUGACGCCUCUCCUCCUCCCAUCGUUGGGGCUCAUCCUCAACCCUGCUGCUUCCUUCGCGGAUGCUGCAAAAGAGAGCAAGGAGCAACUUGUUGGUCAGGUCAAGCUUGCAUCGCAGCAGAUGAAGGAGCUCGCUGAGGCGGCUCAAGUGGUGGAAAGCAACUGGGAGAGCAACAAGGUUGAGGCACAGAAGGGAUACAAUUCUCUCCAGGGAUCUUUGCGUGUGAGCGCUCUCGGGGGCAUUCGUUCAUCCUGCUUCCAUCUUUACAGAGACCACGUGGUUGAUCCAGCCAAGUUCAAGAACGCAGAAGUGAAGUACAAAGAGAUCGUGAAGGAUCUCGAGAAGCUGAACAAUCUGCUGCUGAAGGCAUCAAGAGAUGAGCUGAAGAAGGAGGAGCGCGAGAAGAUCGGAGACCAAUGCACCAAGGUUGAGGUUUCUCUUAAUGAGUUUGCUACAAUCACUGCUUGAGGAUGAGAAGUAACAAUGAAGUGAAAUGAUCGAUC